Monodelphis domestica (gray short-tailed opossum) is the source of this 1163-nucleotide messenger RNA. The record is from RefSeq and is a predicted model, not a curated record. NCBI's taxonomy places the organism in Eukaryota, Metazoa, Chordata, Mammalia, Didelphimorphia, Didelphidae.
ACCCAACCUUAUGAAGUAGGGUCUGGGAAUUUUUUAAGGUUUACAAUCUUAACCUUAUGAAGUAGGGUCUGAGAAUUUUUAAGGUUCACACCCCUCUAGGGUAAGCCGAGGGUUCCGGGGCUCCAGAUCCACUCUAACCCUCUCACUGUCCAGGACUAGUCAGGGAGAGUCAGGCCCAGAGCAUGGAGAUCAUGCUGGGCCAAAGGCACCUCAGGGAGAGCAACAGCCUGUGGCCCGGCUCUCCAGAGUCCCUUUAUAGGGGGCCCUGGUGGCUCCUGGAGGUUCCCCUGAAAAGGCAAAGGGGGCCUGGGGAGGCUGCAACAGCCUCAAGCUACAGCCCUGCUCAAAGACUUCAGAGCUUUCCCCAGAGCCCCUGCCUAGAAUGUGGGCUGCCUGUCCUUCCCUCUCCAGAGCUAGCUGAGCAGCGGGCCUUGGGCUUUGGCUCUGAGCUCUGCAGGAAAGGCCCCGGGGCGCCUCCUGAGACAGGCCCAAACUUUCGGGUGGCCCCCCCACACCCCCUUUGUGUCCAGGGGCUGGAGAGGACCUUCCUCCGGGGUGCUGCCCCCUUCUUCCUUGUCCUGCCUUGCAUGGGACCCGGGGAAUGCUGCCAGCUGGCCCCCCCUGACCCUCCUGACCCAUGCAUGAGGUCACAACGGGGGCCUCCUGGCUGUGUUACGCCUGCGAGGCUGCCCCUUCUUAGCUCAGCUGUCCCAGAGAGCCAUAGCCAGUCUGCCCUCCCCGCAGAGAGUAUCCUGGCCCUCCUCCAGCAGCCCCCUCCACCCCCACCCCAGAGCCCUGAUCUUCAGGCGCACCGAGACUCCCUGAGCCCAAUGAAACCCCGGAAACCCUCACCAGUUGUUCUGCCCGGAGAGCUCCACCUGCCGGAAGUGGAAGCGGAACUAUCCUUCCCGCUGUGCUUCCCCAAGCCUGGCCCUCUACAGAGAGCCGUGGCGGAGGGCAACUACCCGCCCCUCGGGCCGUUCACGGCCAUGUUCGAGAGUGACUUUCUGCAGGUGACCCCAGGCAGGCCGAUGGGCCCGGCUGGGGGAGGACGGGGGAGGGCUGGGAGGCGGCGGCGGGAGGGGGGGGGGGUAGUGGGAGGCAGUGAGGGGGUGGCAGGGGGCCGUGGGGGCGGGGGCUGUGGGGGAUGGCAGGGGUGGUAG